AUGAUGGCUGAACUUUUGCAAAACGUGUGCAGUAAAUAUAAGAAAAGUGUUAGUUGUAAUCCAGAUCUGGUCGGCCAGAUCGAAUCAUUAUUCAGACUAUCAUCUUAUAUCAUAGCAGGCAGGUGCAAUGAUAGCCAGGUGUUGUCCGAAUUGGUUUAUUCAGCCUCCCGGCUAAUGAUCUUAAUGAAUGACAUGAUCCUACAACAAGCGGUCAAAAUUGUCCCUAAAGUGCCUUUGUCCCAAGACCGUUUGAUGCGACUACUGACAGUUUUGGAAUACAUUGAAGUUUUUGUUGAACUUGCCGUCAAAAAAAUGUGGGGAGAAGUUGGUCGCUGGAUCGUUGUGACAGUUAUUCAGUUAGCCAAAGCUGUGCUGCGAUUUUUAUUGCUAAUUUGGUACCAGGCAGGGAUCCAACCAACACCCCCAAUUCCACCACUUGACAGAGAAAUUUUAAAGAGAUCAGGAAAGCAGACAGACCUGCUGGUUGAAGACUUGUUACCAGAAAAUUCUAAACCCCAAGAGACUUUUGUUCUGAAACGAUCAGGAAAAGUAAUGCGUACCUUAACAGCAGCCCCUCGCAGCUUUUGUCGGACAUGGACUCUCCCAGAACAGGACGAUGUUGAAAAUAAAAUGGAAUACUACCAACCAUCUGAAUUAUGUCGUAUGCGGAUGUUGGCAGAAGGAAUUCAUAUUACACGACCUCUUGUACAUAUUUUGUAUUUAUCAAUUAAAGGGCAAAAGUCCUGGAAACCUUGGUUAUUUUCAUGUGUGAUGGAUAUUACAAGUCUCUGUUUAAUGGGUGACCCCGUGGAAUUGAAUCCUCAUGAAAGGACAGAACUUCGACGACGCACUUUUUCAUUAGUAUACUAUUUACUAAGAUCACCUUUCUAUGACCGAUUUUCACAAGCCAAAAUCGUAUUUCUUUUGAAAUUGUUAUCUGAUCAAGUUCCUGGGAUGGGACAUCUCCUCAAACCUUUAAUCGAAUACCUUCCAUACUGGCAGAAAGUCUACUUCUAUCUUUGGUCCACUUGA
Messenger RNA from Acanthosepion pharaonis, 1032 nucleotides. The record is from the annotation of a GenBank genome assembly. NCBI's taxonomy places the organism in Eukaryota, Metazoa, Mollusca, Cephalopoda, Sepiida, Sepiidae.